Molecule: messenger RNA, 3186 nt
Organism: Amblyraja radiata (thorny skate)
Lineage: Eukaryota; Metazoa; Chordata; Chondrichthyes; Rajiformes; Rajidae
Gene: tmtc1
Product: transmembrane O-mannosyltransferase targeting cadherins 1
Exons: 19
Coding region: 71-2695 (874 amino acids)
Biological process (GO): protein O-linked glycosylation via mannose; RNA processing
Molecular function (GO): mannosyltransferase activity; protein binding
Source: RefSeq, a predicted model, not a curated record
GCGCUGCUGCUGUCCGGCGAGUCGCAGCAGUCCGGCCACCGGCUGUGGACGAUGCGAUCCCGGGCGAGGGAUGGAGCGGCAGAGCGGGGCUGGAGGUCGCCUCACUCUCAGCCCGCACUCCCGUAGCCUGUGGCACGGCUUGCUCGCUGCCCUCUGCGCUGCCGCCGCCUACUGCAACGGGCUGCCCGGCGAGCUGGUCCACGACGAUGUGUGGGCGAUCGUCAACAACCCCGACCUGCGAGCCUCCGCCCCGCUCCGGGGCAUCUUCUCCAACGACUUCUGGGGAAGAAGCAUGGGUGACAACAGCAGCCACAAGUCCUACCGACCACUCUGCAUUCUCACCUUCAAGUUAAACAUUCUGCUGGGCGGCAUGACCCCUCUGUAUUUCCACAUGGUCAACGUGGGCCUGCACUGCGCCGUGACAUCACUGCUGCUCCACACGUGUGACAAAGCCGUGUUCCAGGACACGCGGCCAGCGCUCCUCGCCGCGCUUCUCUUUGCUGUACAUCCUGUCCACACUGAAGCUGUAACGGGAAUCGUGGGCCGAGCUGAUGUCUUGGCUUGUGUCCUCUACCUUCUGACUUUCCUCUCCUACCUUAGGAGUGUGAAUUGCAAUGACGUUGGAGAAAGCUUUCCGCCCACCAGCUCGCCAGUCUACCUGUUGCUGAGCUUGUUCUUUGGCACCUGUGCCAUGUUGGUCAAAGAGACGGGGAUCACAGUCUUUGGAGUGUGUCUUAUCUACGACCUUCUUAUUCUGUGUUCCAAAAGACUUCUGACAAGCCUGCCAGCUGAAAGGACCAGAGGACUCCUCAAAAUCUCUGCGCCGUACCUAAAGAGAGCUGUGCUGGUAACUCUGUAUGUGCUUCUCAUCCUGUUUUUCCGAGUGUGGAUCAUGGCCGGCUCCAUGCCCAACUUCUCCGAGCAGGACAACCCAGCAUCAUUCUCCCCUCACCUCCUCACCAGGUUUCUUACCUACUCUUACCUGCUGACCUUCAAUGCCUGGCUGCUGUUGGCCCCCAUCACCCUCUGCUACGAUUGGCAAGUGGGGAGCAUCCCUCUGGUGGAGUCUCUCUGGGAUGGGCGGAAUGUGGCGACUGUGGUGUUUGGUCUGGCCAUGGUCCUUCUGACUCGCAACUGCCUCCUCUCUCUAAUGAAACAGGAGCACAGAGAGGUUUUAGUGGGUCUGCUUUUCCUGGUCUUCCCAUUCAUCCCGGCCAGCAACCUAUUUUUCCGCGUGGGGUUUGUGGUGGCGGAGCGGGUACUCUACAUGCCCAGCAUGGGCUACUGCAUCCUUGUGGCCCACGGGUUGAACCGACUGUGUGGAGUCCUCAGUAGAUGGGGAGCCAGUGUGGUCACAGUGUCCACCUUGCUCGUGCUUGGACUGUUCUUCUGGAAGACUCUGCGGCAGAAUGAAGUGUGGCUCUCCAGAGAAGCCCUGUUCAGAUCUGGAGUUCAGACUUUGCCCCUGAAUGCCAAGGUGCACUACAACUAUGCCAAUUUCCUGAAAGACCAUGGUCGCUAUGACGAAGCAGUAUAUCACUACAAAACCGCUCUGAGGCUCUACCCUCGACACGCCAGUGCGCUGAAUAAUCUUGGCACCUUGACCAAGGACGUGCCAGAGGCAGAAGACCAUUACAGACAGGCCUUGAAGCUGAAUCCUCAACAUAACCGAGCUCUCUUCAAUCUGGGCAACCUGCUAAAAUCUCAGAAGAAGCUGCGUGAGGCUGAACAGCUACUCCGUGACUCUGUCAGGUCUGGUGCUCAGUUUGCAGAUGCCUACUCCAGCCUUGCAGCUCUGCUGGCUGAACAGGAGCGAUUUGAAGAGGCUGAUGACAUCUAUACAAGAGGCGUUGAAAAUUGCCCUGAGAAUUCAGAUCUACACAACAACUAUGGUGUCUUCUUAGUCGAUAGAGGAGAUGGGAAGACGGCCUCUGGUCACUACCUUCAUGCCAUCCGGUUAAACCCCAAACACUAUGUUGCCAUGUUGAAUCUCGGCCGGCUGCUGCGGUCCGCCAACAAGAACAAAGAGGCGGAAACAUGGUACAAACGGGCACUCAACGUUACAAGGACUGUGGAUGUCCUGUCUCCACUGGGAGCUCUGUACUACAACACAGGGAGAUAUGAGGAAGCCCUUCAGAUCUACAAAGAGGCGAUCUCAAUGCAGCCCAAAAACAGCGAGUUGCAACUGGCAGUGGCUCAGGUCCUGUCCGUGGCCGGCAGACCCAGGGAUGCCGAGAGGCUCAUCAACCAGGUGGCAAGUGAAAGGAGCAACUGCCUGGAGUGCCAGCGUCUCUUGUCGGUCAUCCACAGUAAAAGUGGGAACUUGAAAGAGGCACUUGAAGCUGUGAAAAAAGCCGUCCAAAUGAAGACCAAAGACCCAAAAGUGCUUGCAGAGCUAUAUUUUUCUGAAGGAAAUCUUCUGAGGGAGCUGAACAGGCUUGAUGUGGCCUUUGAGAGCUACAAGCAGGCAGUAGAGCUGAGCCCAGAUCUGUCUCAGGCUUGGAUGAACAUGGGCGGCAUCCGGCACAUAAAGGGGGACUACGUUGCAGCACGGGGCUACUACGAGAAAGCCCUGGAGCUUGUACCAAACAGCAAGAUCCUGCGAGAAAACCUCAGCAAACUGGACCGCCUGGAGAAGAAGUUGCAAGAGGACAGGAGGGUGGAGCAGAGCCCUGGAGACCAAGGCACAAGUUGACAGAGGACGCUGGCUCUCCACUUUUACAUGGCACGACAAGAGACGACGGUACUAUGGUGCUCCUUGGGAUGCCCAAGAUGACUGAAACGAGCAAGGAAUCGGUCUAGAUGAAGAAAACAGGAAGGUAUCGAUUGUGUUACAGCUGGCAUCUGCCGAGACUGAUACACAACCAAAAGCCUACACUGCAUUUGGGAAUGACAAGCAUCUGCACUUUGGGAUUCAACUUCACAACCUCUUUUGUUUGGUGAAGCUCAACAUGACAAAGCAACUCUGAAAUUUAAUGCAGAACCAUUCAAAUUCGCCUUCCUUUCAAUGGCUCUUGUGCGUAUUGAGUGGCAGAUUCUGACAGUCUAAUACAAUACCUAGAAGGAAAAUUUAUCAAAUGAAAUCAGAAGUCGGAAUCUAGCUAAAAGUGAAGAAAUCCACUCUAGAUUUUAUUUUUCCUCCUUAUAUCAAACCGAGCUAGCAAAAUGUCUGAGGCUUUGCUGGGG